Pseudophryne corroboree (corroboree frog) is the source of this 4312-nucleotide messenger RNA. RefSeq names its product PDZ domain containing ring finger 3 (gene PDZRN3). Gene Ontology annotation, biological process: neuromuscular junction development; protein ubiquitination. The record is from RefSeq and is a predicted model, not a curated record. Lineage: Eukaryota; Metazoa; Chordata; Amphibia; Anura; Myobatrachidae. Gene Ontology annotation, molecular function: ubiquitin protein ligase activity; protein binding. Gene Ontology annotation, cellular component: neuromuscular junction. The coding region runs from base 269 to 3436 and encodes 1055 amino acids. The transcript is spliced from 10 exons.
AACAAGUUGCUCAGCCCGUGCUGCAAGCUGCAGAGCUUCUCCUGCCUGACAUAUACUGUGCUGCUGCUGCUGACUAAGCUGAGUCCCUGGUUCCCCCAGCAGCAGGCAGCCCCUCCUCUCCCCGGCUGGACGGAGUCCCAGCCUCUAGUCCAUGUGUUGGAGGCCCCCCUGACGCCGCCGCCGGGAGUGGAGGAGUGUCUGUCAGUCAGCAGCAGCAGCAGCAGCAGCCAGUCUGGGAUAUCCCAGUGCCCAGCAAGGAGCGGGCACCAUGGGCUACGAGCUAGAGCGCUUCUGCGGGGAGGUGGACCCGGACUUCCAGUGCAGCCUGUGCCACCGAGUGCUGGAGGACCCGCUGAGCACCCCCUGCGGCCACGUCUUCUGCGCCGGCUGCGUCCUGCCCUGGGUGGUGCAGCAGGGGAGCUGCCCGGUACGCUGCCGCAGGCUCUCCGCCAAGGAGCUCCACCACGUGCUGCCCCUGAGGAGCCUGAUCCUGAAGCUGGAGAUCCGCUGCGAGCACCGCGCCCGGGGCUGCGACAAGGUGCUGAGCCUGCAGAGCCUGGCGGAGCACGUCGACAUGUGCGACUACUCGCCGGCCCGGUGCCGACACCGCGGCUGCAGCGAAGUGCUCAACCUGCGGGACAUGGACGCCCACAUGCGGGAACAGUGCGAGCACCGGCCGGCGGGCAUCUGCCAGGGGGGCUGCGGGCUGACGCUGACCUGCCGGGAGCAGAGCCUGGGCGAGCACUGCUGCCUGCGGGCGCUGCAGGGGCACAACGGGCUGCUGCAGGCGAAGGUCUCCGGGCUGGAGACGGAGCUGAAGAAGAGGGCGCUGCGGGCCGGCCGCCGGGAGAAGUCGCUGGUGUCCCGGCUCUCCGCCGUGCAGAACGAGCUGCAGAUGACGGCGCUGCGCUACCAGAAGAAGUUCACGGAGUACAGCGCCAGGCUGGAGUCCCUCACCCGGGCUGUGGCCGCUGCCCCCGGCAAGGGAGAAGAGACGACCGCACUGACUCUCGUUCUCCACCGAGAAUCUGGAUCCCUGGGAUUUAAUAUUAUUGGUGGCCGGUCGUGUGUGGAGAAUCAGGACGGAACAUCCAGUGAAGGAAUUUUUGUGUCAAAGAUAUGUGACAGUGGCCCAGCUGGCAAAGAGGGCGGACUGCAGAUCCAUGACAGGAUUAUCGAGGUAAAUGGCAAGGACUUAUCCAGGGCCACGCAUGACAUGGCGGUGGAAGCCUUCAAAACGGCCAAAGAACCCAUUGUGGUGCAAGUCUUACGGAGAACCCCGCGCACUAAGAUGUUCAGCCCCUCGGCAGACACGCAGAUGACCACCGACACAGGGACACAGACUGAGAUCACAUUUGAACACAUCAUGGCCUUGUCCAAAAUAAGCUCCCCGUCCCCAACCGUGUCUGCUCUGGAUCCAUAUCUCUUAAAUGAAGAACACUCGUCACCUCACGAAUAUUUUGACCCCAAUGACUUCAUCGGAGGAUUGCAUCAAGAAAUUGAUAGAGAUGAAUUAGAACUCGAGGAAAUAGAUCUGUACAGACUGAACAGCCAGGAUAAGCUGGGGCUGACAGUAUGCUACAGGACAGAUGAUGAGGAGGACACAGGAAUAUAUGUCAGUGAGAUUGACCCGAAUAGCAUUGCUGCUAAAGAUGGGCGGAUCAGAGAGGGCGACCGGAUAAUACAAAUUAACGGCAUCGAUGUGCACAACCAUGAAGAAGCAGUGGCCCUCCUUACAAGCGAAGACACGAAAAAUGUUUUCUUGCUAGUGGCCAGGCCAGAAUUACAGCUGGAUGAAGGAUGGAUGGACGAUGACAGAAAUGAUUUCCUCGAUGAUCUACACAUGGACAUGUUAGAGGAACAGCACCACCAAGCAAUGCAAUUUACAGCCAGCAUGCUCCAGCAGAAAAAACUUGAAGAAGACGGUGGAACCACGGACACUGCGACCAUUCUGUCCAACCAGCUGGAGAAGGACAGCGGGGUUGGGCGCACAGAUGAAAGCACCCGUAACGACGAGAGCUCGGAGCAGGAGAAUAUUGCCGAUGAUCACACGACAUCCUCCAACACGCUUGGAAGUCAGAAGAAGCUCAUGUACAGCCAGGAUACUCUGGGCAGCGGAGACCUGCAGUUCAGCAACGAGUCUUUCAUAUCUGCAGAUUGUACCGAUGCCGACUUCUUGGGCAUCCCCAUGGACGAGUGUGAGAGGUUCCGAGAACUUCUCGAACUGAAAUGCCAGGUGCAGAGCUCCAGCCAGCAUGGUAAAUAUUACCAAACCAGCACCAUGGAGACCAGUCGGAGCGACCAGGAAAGUGUAGACCAUGAACUAGAGAUGUUGAAUGAGGAGUUACAUAGCAUCGAGCUCGAGUGUUUGAACAUUGUCCGUGCACACAAAAUGCAACAGCUGAAAGAGCAAUACAGAGAGUCCUGGAUGCUUCACAAUAGCGGUUUUCACAAUUACAACACGAGUAUCGAUGUGCGACAACACGAGCUCUCCGACAUCACAGAACUGCCAGAGAAGUCAGACAAGGACAGCUCAAGUGCCUACAACACCGGGGAAAGCUGUCGUAGCACCCCUCUGACUUUAGAGAUCUCUCCUGACAACUCAUUGCGUAGGGCGGCAGAUGUCCUCAACUGCCCAAAUGUUGAAGGGGCAGCAAUUAGCGCCUCCUCCGACGCAUCUCAGAAGAGCUUGCGACAAAGCGGUGGCAGUCGAGAGUCCAGUCCCGCCAGGUACCUCCAACCUGCCCCGGACUCUGACCCCAGCAAACCAGCGGAAGUCAAAGACAAAAGAGCCAGCGACUUGGGUAAAAAUCAGAGCGCGCCACCAUAUCGCCACUCGCCUUAUAAACACGCCCACAUCCCUGCACACGCACAGCACUAUCAAAGCUACAUGCAGCUCAUCCAGCAGAAAUCUGCGGUGGAGUACGCACAGAGCCAGAUGAGCUUAGUGAGUAUGUGUAAAGAUCUACAAAACUCGUCGGAGCCCAGGAUGGAAUGGAAAGUGAAAGUACGGAGUGACGGAACGCGUUACAUCACCAAGCGGCCAGUUAGAGACAAACUGCUACGAGAAAGGGCCAUUAAGAUCAAGGAAGAGAGGAGUGGGAUGACGACCGAUGAUGACGCUAUAAGCGAGAUGAAAAUGGGACGUUACUGGAGCAAAGAAGAGCGGAAACAGCACCUCCGCAAGGCCUCCGAGCAGAGGAAGAGAAAAGAGUUCAUGAUACAGAGCAGGCUGGAUUGUUUGAAGGAGAAACAGACUGCAGAGGACACAAAGGAGGUCAGCAUCAUCGACCUUAGCCACAAAAAAAUGAUGAAGAAGCGCAAUAAAAAGAUUUUCGACAAUUGGAUGACAAUACAAGAACUGCUAACACACGGAACAAAAUCUCCUGACGGAACCCGAGUGUACAACUCGCUUCUCUCCGUCACAACUGUAUAAAGUGUCCAAACUCAUUUUACUGGUUUUGUAAAUAAACUACCGCUGCGGUAGAAUUCCCAGCCUCGUUCAAUGUGGCAAUUUUUUUUUUUUCUAACUCUAAGGUAAUUACAGUCACUGUGUUAAUAGUUUUUUGGGGGGAGGGGGGUUUGGAGGAAAAUACACGAUUAUACAUUUUACAGUGUCAAACUUGGACAUAACCUCACUGAGGCUUACAACAUAGUAACCAAUCAUUUGCAGCCAGCGCCUUUUGGGGCCCCGGACAGCAGAGGGCCCUAAUUCCUGCUUUGCUAAAGGCAAUCUGCAGUAUUUCCUUAUAUCAACCGUAAUUGUUUUUCAUUACAUAUCUUGUACAGUUGUUAAAUGUAAUUGCCAAAUAAUCCCUUAUUACACAUAUGUAACACAUUUUUAAUCUUUAUCCAUAAUUAAACACCGCUUUUUUUUUUUGCCUGAAAACACAAAAGCAACUGCCAAUAUAAAUAUAAUAUUUUAUAAAACUGUAUUUUGUGAUAUUACUUUGCUGUUGUGUUUUUAUAUAAAUCUGCCAUACUAUUUACAGUAUCUACCAUAACGGGAUAACGCAUAACAUGCGAGCCAGCAGCCUACAGGUAACAGGAGCCAAUCAUUUUAUGUAUCAGUUCUUAUUAAGGUAAAAUUUUAAAUAUUUUUUUUUCCACAAUUGCCUAGCUUUAACGAGGUCUUAAAGCUUGUCUGCGCCAUCGUCAACACAGUCGCUUCUUUAUAGAGAGAAACUUUUUUUCUGUCAUUUUCUUUCAAGAUUUGUUUGUACUGAUAUAAAAAAAAUGCAGCUUGAAAAAAAUCACAAUUGGUUGCAAACAUGGCAAUGACAGAAAAUAAAUUAUUGUUUUGUAUCCACAA